Mesitornis unicolor (brown roatelo) is the source of this 456-nucleotide messenger RNA. It is a transcript of the gene MRPL53, whose product is annotated as mitochondrial ribosomal protein L53. The record is from RefSeq and is a predicted model, not a curated record. The coding region runs from base 1 to 327 and encodes 108 amino acids. Gene Ontology annotation, cellular component: mitochondrial large ribosomal subunit. The transcript is spliced from 3 exons. NCBI's taxonomy places the organism in Eukaryota, Metazoa, Chordata, Aves, Mesitornithiformes, Mesitornithidae.
AUGGCGUCGAAGAUCCGCGUGGGGCUGCGGCCGGUGAAGAGUAUCAUGGUCCGCUUCUGUCCCUUCGAGUCCAACGUGGAGAGUACGAGAAAAUUUCUUCAAUGUAUAAACCGUAAGAAAAUCCAGGCCACUAAUAGAAACUGUGAAGUGACUGCUGAUGUGAGACAUGAUGGGUCUGAACCACUUGUACAUGUUAUGUUUGCUGAUGGAGAGCGAUUGAUAAUGAAGGGAGCCAACUUGACGACAGUAGAAAUGUUAACAGCAUUGGGGUCCAGAUGUAAUGCAAAAGAGCUUAAGGAAGAACAGAAAGGCAAGAAGAAUCCCUGAAGAACAGAAAAUCAACUGUGUUUGCAUCUACAUAUGUUAAAAACAGCAGGCUGCACAGAACGCUUUUCUCCUGUGCAACAAAAUCUGAGAGAGAGAUGGCCAAAACAUGACCAGUUUAACAUGCAGGAG